Nicotiana tabacum (common tobacco) is the source of this 777-nucleotide messenger RNA. The record is from RefSeq and is a predicted model, not a curated record. Lineage: Eukaryota; Viridiplantae; Streptophyta; Magnoliopsida; Solanales; Solanaceae.
GGAGAAAGAGUUGAAACGUGAGGGGAAUUUCUCCUGAGAAUCCUCGUAAAUCGUAAAUUCAGAGUUUCUGUUUUGUAGUAGUGUCAUUAUGUGGCUACAAAUUUCCAAAUUGACCCAGCUUCUUCAAAUUUCACCACCACCUUCUGCAAAUCCACUAACCAUCAUGGCUGAAAAGGGUAGUAAUACGUCAACGAGCAACAGUACAGAAGGUGGAAAUUCAAUGAAUCAUGAUGGAGAAUUGAACAAUGAAGCUCAGGAUAGCGAAAGACCUGUUGAUAAGGAACUUCAGGCUGAUCUUGACAGACAAAAUGGUAAGGAGGUUGGAGGUGUGUCUCAAGAAGAUCUAACUGCUGAGUCAUCUCAGGAGGUUAAGAAUGAGAAGAGCGAGAAUCACUGCUCAUCCACAGAUCACGAUCCUAUGCUGGAUCCAAGCUCCACCCUCCAGGCUGUUAAGGAAACACUUGAGAGAGGUAGGUCUGUAGUUCUUGUUGAGUAUUCCAAUAAUAGGUCUGUAGUUCUUGUUGAGUAUUCCAAUAAUAGGUCUGUAGUUCUUGUUGAGUAUUCCAAUAAUAGGUCUGUAGUUCUUGUUGAGUAUUCCAAUAAAGUACUUCUACUUAGCUGAUGCAUUUCUUCAUGGAGAUGAUUAGUUAUGCUUGCAUCUUCAGUAUAUUGCAUGAAUUGGAUAACUUUUUGGUUAAAUCUAUUUCAAACCCGUAGCGCGUAGAAUAAUGUCUAUUGUGAACUUCAAAAAGGAAUAGAAAGGUGGAAAUUAUCAGA